UCCGCGAGGCGAGAGCGCAUGCGCCGCAGGGGCCUCGGCUUGCAGCAGCAGCAGCCGCUGGAGCAGGAGCCGCGGCAGCAGGACCGGCUGCAGGACCGGCUGCAGGAGCGGCGGCGUCGCCGUGCCCGGCGAGCGCUGCCAUGCCCAGCCACCACCCCGGCCGAAGAAACCAGCCCCUCCAGUGAUCGUCCCGCCCCUGCCUCCGUCCGCUCGCCCCGUCCCCAAAAGCCUCGCCCGGGCCGGCCCUUCCCAGCCGUGCACGGAGAGACCCACCCCCACCCACCAUCCCCCCCCCGACGGUGCGACGGUGAGCGGGCCGGAGGGCCGCAGCGAGGAUGGAAGGGGGAGCCUACGGCGCCGGGAAAGCCGGAGGAGCCUUCGACCCCCAGACCUUCAUCCGCCAGCCUCACACCGUGCUGCGCCUGGUGUCUUGGGUCUUCUCCAUCGUGGUCUUUGGCUCCAUCGUGAACGAGGGCUACUUGAACCACGCCUCCGAGGAGGAGGAGUUCUGCAUCUACAACCGCAACCCCGACGCCUGUAACUACGGGGUCACGGUGGGCGUCCUCUCCUUCCUCAGCUGCGUGGUCUACCUAGCACUGGACAUCUACUUCCCCCAGAUCAGCAGCGUCAAGGACCGCAAGAAGGCCGUCAUCUCCGACAUCGGGGUCUCGGCCCUGUGGGCGUUUCUCUGGUUCGUCGGCUUCUGCUUCCUGGCCAACCAGUGGCAGGCCUCCAAGCCCGAAGACAACCUCCUGAACGAGGGGACGGACGCUGCCCGGGCCGCCAUCGCCUUCUCCUUCUUCUCCAUCUUCACCUGGGUGGGCCAGGCGGUCCUGGCGUUCCAGCGGUACCGGAUCGGCGCCGACUCGGCCCUCUUCUCCCAAGACUACACGGACCCUAGCCAGGACGCCAGCGUGCCUUACGCACCCUACGCCAGCGAGCCGGAAGCGGGGCCCGCCGGCGGCGGAGGCUCGUACCAACAACCUUUCGACGCCGAGACCCAGGGCUACCAGACGCAGGGGUACUGAGGCGGGGGCGGGGUGGGGGGGGGAGACGGAUCUCUCUCCACUCUCCCCCUUCCCCCCGAGUGAGGGGCGCUUGGGGUGUCCACAGGCAGGAGUCCCGGUCUUCCCCAGUUGUUUGCGUUGAUUUAUUUAUUAUUAGAACACAUAUUCUCCCCCAUUACCCCCUUAGGUGAAACGGUUUGCUCCGGACGAUUUUGCCGAGUGUGACUGAGAGGAGGGACUCCCUUCUUGGACCCUGGGUUCCCCACAGACCAGCAGGGAGAGCCUGGGGUCGGGGGGGUUGGGGGAGACAGUGGGAAAUACCCCAAGAGGAAGGCCACAGUUGGGGGAGGAAAAGCCCUCGCAGGCUUAGCCCGCGGGGUCAGAGGUGGGCAAGAGGAGGGAGUGUUUGGGCCUGUUUGAAGGGCAGGGGGAGGGCAAUUAGAAGAGUCGGUGAGAAGCUGGUCCAGGAGAGAUUAGAGGAGGGUGGGGCAGGCGUAGAGAAACAGAGGGGCCUCUUCAGGCCCACCUCCUGCCCCGGGCUGGGGGUUAGGGUGGAUGUAGAGUGUGUGUGAUGGUGGGCAAGUGGGGUCGCCUGAGAGGGAGAGGUGGAAGGGAGCGACGACAGCAGAGGAUCCCUCCAGGCCACCGAGGUGAGACACUCCCCUGUGUGUGGGUGGGCGAGCGGGCUAUGUUUCCUCCUCUUCCGCUUCCGGCUCGAACGCUGUUGGGGUCUGGCGCACCCUGCAUUCUUACGUUCAUUAGAUUCCUACCUAAGGGUGGCUCUUCCCACCAUGCCGCCUUCUGGAGGGACCCAGUGGGGGGCGGGGAGCGGAGCGCCUUCUCUAAUCAACCCUCACCCCCAUCUCUCCGUGUCCCGGUUGGGUUGGUUCAUCUCCCCCUCAGACGCCGGCUUCCCGAGCCGGCGGCCGCGGUCACUCUGACUGGUUGCCGGAUCCCAGCUUGGGGGUCGGUGUGAGGAGGCCGUGGGUGAGGCUCUCCCUGCCGACCUGCUCCGGCCAAUCCCACCUCCCGCUGGAAGGAGGCCGUCCCCAACCCAGGGCCCCAAGGGGCAAAGAAAAAUCUCUUCUUUAUGGCUAGUGAAAAUCACGUUGGGCUCGCCAGGCCCUGUGCCCACCAGAGCACUGCGGACCUCCUGCCCACCCCCACCAGGUUCUCCUUCCCCCUCUGUCCCCUUCUCCCCCUGCCCGCCCUCCCAGACAAGAGUCCUUCGCCGGCUUUGGUUUUGUAGGAUCUUGAGGCCAAUCCCAUGUCUGGGCAGAGCGAGCCCUCGACCGGCACCAUGGGUGGCGGGCUUCCGGUAGCCCGAUCCACACCUUACCAGUGGCCUGGAAGUGGGCCGGGCCUUUGGGACUUCUAACUGUAGCAAACUCGUUUCCUCUUUCCUGCCUCGUUCCAACUUUCUCCCUCUUACUCCUUCCUUAUCCACACCCGGAGACCUGCAAUCAGAGGUGUCGAGCGUGUCUGUGAAUUCCGUGGUCUCCACAGACACCUCCUAAGAAAUAGCUUAUUUCUGCCACCUCCUCGUUCCUGUCCGUGGCCCCCGGAAUCUCUUCCUCUCUCCUCCCCCUCCUCCCUCUCCCUCUUUCCCCUCCCUACCUACCUGUCUGUCUCUCCUUAGCCCCGCCACUUCAGGGGCGCCGUCUUGUAGAUGGGCAGAGAUGGGCGGGAGGGGAAUGAGCUACUUUGCCAUCUCUCCUAUAGCAGAGCUGUGUCCCUCAGAGAUUUGGGACGAUUUCAGUGUUAGUCUAAGGGGCCUGGAGCAAGAGGGUGUUGGGGGGCGGUCUGAAGACCCCUACCUGCCCUUUCCUUCCCCCCACCCCUCCACUGUUCCCCAAAGCUGUCCUGGGCCAGCCCUCUCUCUGGUCCUGUCGCUCACCCAGGGAAACGGCAGGGUGAGAGCGAAUUGACUAGAAUUUCCUGAUCACCAGCCCACAUCCGUGCUGUAUCACUCGAGUAGAAGGUAGAUACCUCGGUUUCCCCUUUCCCAGUAUCUCCUCGUUCGACUUCCCGGUCCCCCCGUCCGCGUCCCCCGGUUCACCGACCCCUGCCGCCCUUCUCCCUAACAGUCUGUCCCAGAUCCUCGUCUCCCACGGGAAUCUUUCUUCCUGCGGGCCCUGUUGUGAGGAGGCUGGAGGUGGAGGAUCCCUGUGUGUGUGUGGUGGGGGGGGAGGAGGGUGUUGGGGGCGGGGGAUGCCCUUGGACCUUGAAGGAUCUGUCUAGCCUAGCUCCAUCCCAUCCUUGUGCCGUUCCUAGCUCCAAUCUGGGGGCCCCUCGCCCCUUCCACUCCGCAGCAUUACUGCCUGUGUAUAGUAUAAAUAUAUAUAUAUUUUCUAUAUAUAAGAUGUAUGAUAUAAGUCUAUACAAAUAUCUAUAUAUGACGUUUGUGUAUGGUGAAGGCUGUUCAGUUCCUUUUGGGUGCUGUAGACUAUACACCUGAUCUUCCCCGGCGGGCGUGUGUCUCUUUCCUCCCCCUCCCCACCGCAACAUCCCUCUGUCUCUCUCGGUCUCUCCCCACCACCCCUCACCCCUAUCCUUGGCUGUCCAGUCCGGUCUGUGGAGUGAAUUGGAAUGACCACCACCCCCCCCCCCCCCCGGCCCCCUGCCAUCUUGGCACCUGUGUUUCCGGCGUCCUGUAUCUCUGUGGUGAACCAAGUGAAAGUGGUGACUUCUGGUGACUUCUCAAUAAAGUGAAAACACGUAAAGCCCAGGGACGGUC
This is a messenger RNA of Ornithorhynchus anatinus (platypus), 3744 nucleotides long. It is a transcript of the gene SYNGR1, whose product is annotated as synaptogyrin 1. The transcript has 4 exons. Bases 336 to 1028 code for a protein of 230 amino acids. Gene Ontology annotation, cellular component: neuromuscular junction; synaptic vesicle membrane. Lineage: Eukaryota; Metazoa; Chordata; Mammalia; Monotremata; Ornithorhynchidae. The record is from RefSeq and is a predicted model, not a curated record.